This is a messenger RNA of Rhizopus microsporus ATCC 52813, 631 nucleotides long. RefSeq lists its product as uncharacterized. The annotation marks the transcript as partial. NCBI's taxonomy places the organism in Eukaryota, Fungi, Mucoromycota, Mucoromycetes, Mucorales, Rhizopodaceae. The transcript is spliced from 2 exons. The record is from RefSeq and is a predicted model, not a curated record.
CAAGUCUCUUAUAUAACACUUAUAUAUAUAUAUACUUUUAUACACACCAUACUUGUACUUUACGUUACAUCUGUUCUUUCUCUAUUCUCUAUAGCAAAUUUUAUCAAUACUUAUGAACUCAACAGUGUCACCGUACUAUCACCACCCUUACGGUGGCUAUCGCUUUGAUAGCUGCCCUCGUUUUUAUCCACCAACAGCUCCUCUUGACGAAAUCUUUGAUGAUGAUGAUCAAAUUCCUACUGUUCAAGAAUUUAGUGCCAUUGUUGACGAUUACCUCAAUAAUCUCAGUCCUAAAAAAAGAGACAAGGCUCUGGUCGAUCAACAUCGUUACUCACAGAUUCAGCAAGUGUUGAGAGAUCCUAGAAACACUGCUAUUUCAACUGCCCAGUUCCGCUUUUGGGUGAAAAAGAUGUUUCAACUUCAAUCAGGUUCAUCUGAUGUAGUUUGUCAUGACAACAAGCCUGUGGCUACUAAAGAGCAAAUUUAUGACAUUCUUGUGAAAGCACAUCGUGAGGCACAUCACGGUGGGCGUGAUAAAACUUCGGCUUUGGUACGCAAAAGGUAUUCUUGGAUUCCAAAGGAGCUUGUCGCUCGAUUCGUUCGGCAUUGUCCAUUUUGUAUUACACGUCGU